CCCGCGAAACCGCCAGAAAGUGCAAGUACAGCCGCGAUCGAGCCGCUUUCCCACGACAAACUGCAAGCGCGGCUGGGGCAACAAGACACAAAGUCGCCAAAAUGGGUCUUUUUAUCCUCACAGAGACCAGCGCCGGUUACGGUCUCUUUAAAGCCUCCGACAAGAAGCUACUCGACUCGGAUAACCUCUCUGAACGGCUAUCUACCGUCGACAAGAUUGUAAAGGAGGUCAAGUACAAGGAAUUCGCCAAAUUCGACAGUGCGGCGAGCGCACUUGAGGAGAUUACCGGAGUCAUUGAGGGCAAGGUCACGCCAAAACUGUCCAGCCUCCUCAAUGAGUUCAAGGACGAGAAGAAGGUCACUUUGGCCGUGGCCGAGAGCAAGCUCGGAAGCUCCAUCGUCAAGCUCCCGGGCCUCAACAUCAAGCCUAUCUCGGACUCAAAGACCACGGAGCUGUUCCGCGCCAUUCGCCAGCACUUGCCCGACCUCAUUCCCGGCAUGCUUCCCGAGAACUUCCAGGAGAUGUCUCUGGGCCUGUCGCACUCGCUCUCGCGGCAUAAGCUGAAGUUCUCUCCGGAUAAGGUUGACGUCAUGAUCGUGCACGCUGUCUCGCUUUUGGAUGACCUCGACAAGGAGCUAAACAUCUAUGCGAUGCGUGUGAAGGAGUGGUACGGGUGGCAUUUCCCCGAGUUGGGCAAAAUCCUUCCCGACAACCUGUCGUACGCUAGGGUCAUUGUUACCCUGGGCAUGCGUUCCAACGCGUCCAAGGCCGAUCUGUCCGAAAUUCUCCCUCACGAGAUUGAGACAGCGGUCAAGGCGGCCGCCGACAUUAGCAUGGGCACCGAGAUCACUGAUGAGGAUCUCGAGAACAUCAAACUCCUUGCUGAGCAAGUCAUCAGCUACUCAGAGUACCGGAGACAGCUUGCUGAGUACCUCGAAAACCGCAUGAAAGCCAUUUCGCCCAACAUGACUGAGCUUGUUGGCGCCCUCGUUGGUGCUCGGCUCAUCGCCCAUGCCGGGUCUCUCAUUAAUCUCGCCAAGAACCCUGGUUCCACCAUCCAGAUUCUCGGUGCCGAGAAGGCUCUCUUCCGAGCGCUCAAGACAAAGCACGCGACUCCCAAGUACGGGUUGAUCUACCAUGCUUCACUAGUCGGUCAGGCUUCUGGUGCGAACAAGGGCAAGAUGGCUCGUAAACUCGCUGCCAAGACGGCCCUUGGUGUCCGCACCGACGCUCUGGCUGAAUUCGAAGACGACGCGGAUGACGAGACGCGUGCCGCUCUAGGCAUCCGGUCCAGAGCCAAGCUCGAGAACGACCUGCGGCUACUCGAGGGCAAGCCGCUCAACAAGGGCGUUUCCCUUGGGCCCAACGGCAUCCCGCUUGGCGCGCCCAGCAAGUGGGACAUCAAGGAGGCUCGCAAGUACAACAUUGAUGCUGACGGUCUCGCUACUACCGAGGCGCCGGCACCGAAGCAGCCUCUCAUCGAGGAGGUUGAUGAGGAGAUGGUGGAUGCCAAUGGCGCGGAACCAUCAGACGCAGAGAUGGAGGACGCGACGAGCAAGAAGGACAAGAAAGACAAGAAGGAUAAGAAGGAAAAGAAGGAGAAGUCCAAGAAGUCCAAGGAGACAAAGUCUGCUGCGCCGGUCAAGACUGAAAUCACUGAGAAGGACUAUGAGCGUCUAGCCAAGGCAGCUGGUAUGUCGGUGUCUAAGUUUGCGAAGCGGUUCGCAAAGGGACAGAUUAAGGUGAACGCCGAUGGCACGGUGGAAGUUCUCGGCAAAAAGGACUCCAAAGCUCAGGAGGCCGAGGAGGAGGAAGUUGCUGAGACGCCUGUCAAGGCCAAGAGCUCGAAGCGCCAGCGCGACGAGGAGGACGGGGAGACACCGGCCAAGGAGGAGAAGCCGAAGAAGAAAAAGAAGAAGCACAGCAAGGAGUAGGCUAUUUCCGCGUCUUCUGAGCUUCUCUUUUUCUUCGCUGCUUCUCUCCUGUAUGAUACACACCUUCUGGCGUACCGGCUGGUGGUUUUGGCGUUUGGUUGGGGCGAAAGAAAGAACGGCGUUGGGGGUGGGUUUUGUGUACUGUAUAUUCAUACCGCGCUUGCAACUACACGGUGAUGAAAAACGCAGGAUUGGCUGGCUAGUUCCUCAGUGUCCUGCUUUCAAGCGGCACUUAUUCUUGGUACAUUGGAGGGUGAGCCUCUCACACGGAAAUCAACGGGAUUUUCCAUGACGUUGCUGUGGCCUGAUCGCUGUCAGUACAUAGCAUAGGUAUUAGUACU
Molecule: messenger RNA, 2275 nt
Organism: Chaetomium strumarium
Lineage: Eukaryota; Fungi; Ascomycota; Sordariomycetes; Sordariales; Chaetomiaceae
Exons: 3
Coding region: 102-1934 (610 amino acids)
Cellular component (GO): small-subunit processome; box C/D methylation guide snoRNP complex
Molecular function (GO): snoRNA binding
Source: RefSeq, a predicted model, not a curated record